Messenger RNA from Patiria miniata (bat star), 2806 nucleotides. Its product is annotated as monocarboxylate transporter 9-like. NCBI's taxonomy places the organism in Eukaryota, Metazoa, Echinodermata, Asteroidea, Valvatida, Asterinidae. The record is from RefSeq and is a predicted model, not a curated record. Gene Ontology annotation, biological process: transmembrane transport. The transcript is spliced from 8 exons. Bases 171 to 1667 code for a protein of 498 amino acids. Gene Ontology annotation, molecular function: transmembrane transporter activity.
GGCGUUAGGCAAAAAGCAUGAUCGUAAUGGCUGCUCACAUUUGUGACUGAAUCGACACAAACACGAAGUUAAGAAGUUAUGAUAAUUGAUAUGAAUGCUGGAGUAAGGAACCUGUCGGGUGAAAAACAGACUCGUGGGCAUCUGUGAGUGGUGAACACCCGUCAGCUCCAAUGGGCUGCCUUCCCCAAGCCCGCUGCAGAUGGUGGCGUUAUGUCGUCCCGUUCCUGUUCUUUGUUAAUUUCUUCCUGUGCCCGGGGCUUCUCUUCAACUACAGCAUUCUGUUUGUGAGUCUGCAAGACGAAUUCCAAUCCGGUUCAACACUGACAGGAUGGUUGGGAUCUCUGUCCAUUGCUUUGCUGUGUCUCCUCAGCCCAGUCAGCAAUCUGCUCCACCCAAAGCUGAGCCGACGAGCGGUCGCCCUGGUUGGGAUGACCGUCUAUUGCGCAGGACUGUUCUUGACGUCGUUGGUGCCUGCCCUGGGCUACGCCUUUGUGACAUAUGGAGUCCUGACGGGAGUGGGCGGUAACCUCGUCGUCAGCGCAUCGAUAGGAAUGACGCUGGACUGGUUUGUUACGGGAAACUAUUCCCGGGCUGCCGCCAUUGGUUUCACAGGAUCGACGUGUGGCAUGCUUAGCUUCAGCCCUUUGCUGACAGCUGCCAUCACCCGUUAUGGCUGGCGCGGGGCGCUGAGGCUAUUUAGCGGUGGGAUACUCGCGGUUGGCACACUGACUGGAUUGCUCUUCGCUGAACCGCCCACUGCUGAGGCUGAGGGUCAGAACGACAGCGUCGUUAAAGACACCUCUCAAGACCACAAAAACAGCGCCGACACCGAAGUGGCGAUGCAGCAGAUACGCGCAGGUGGUAUGGAAGAGAGUGGGUACAGUGAAGUACAGGGAACAGAGUCAACAGACCCUGACCCUCUGGACCUUCACGAUGACGACAAAGACCAGGGUGAGGUUGAUAAAACCGAGGCGACAGAAGCUGACGACACCUCUGCCCCACGGGAGGAACCCGUGUACGUGGACACUGCGAUCAGCUAUGGAUAUCUGGCCAUGAUGAAGGACCCAGAGCAAUGGCUUUGGAGCAUUGGGAACCUUCUGGCCUUUCUGGGCGUGACAUUCUUCAAUAUCAAUUUUGCUAGUUUCUUGGACGGUCUCCAUUUCGAUGACAACCAGAUAGCCUCGUCCAUUGUGAUUUUUGCUAGCGGGGAACUCGGUGGCAAAGUCCUGAUAUCUGUGGUGGGCGACUGGCUGCCCUUCUCCUAUCUGUAUGUGCUCGCCGGAUCAACCCUCUUAUGCACCGUAACACUCGGCUUACUCUCUAUCGCUAAGACAUAUACAGCAAUAGCAGUCCUUGCUGUAGUUUCAGGCUUCUUGCGUGCUGGUGUGUAUAGUACGUCCCUGGUAGUCGCUACAGAAUUGUUCCACAAGACCUACGGAACAAGCGGCAGCCUGACCCUGUUCAUGUUUCCGGUGGGUGUUGGAACCCUUGCUAGUGGACUUCUAUCAGGCAUCUUGUACGACAUAUCGGGUGAUUACGUCCUCAGUCUGAUCGUCAUUGCCGCCAUCUUUCUCUGCGGCUCGACCGCCUUGUUGGCCAUUCCACUACGCAGAAGGAUUCGAUCACGUGGUCUGUGUACGCACGAAACACAUUCCAUCCAAGGAUAAAAUCGUCGUGUGACAAGGAAAAGGACGUUAGCAGGCCAGGCACACAAAAAGCACUUUUGGAGAUAAUCGAGUUGAAAGUUUUUGUGCUGCCAUUUCUUGAUUAAAAAUCACAUAAGGUUGAAAUUUUGACUGAUGACAUUCGUUAAUAAUUACAAUAAUAUUGUAAAUUUUUAUGUCAAAAAAUUACUUAAGUUAUUUCAAUUUUCAUGCUAACGUCCUUUUACCGUGAACUUCCCAAGCCUUAAACGUACGUUUUUAAAGCAGCAUGUUAAAUCCUUACGUCCUUUUGCCGGGAACAAAAUUGGCUUUGCGUACCCACUUGAGUGGGAAGUUAGCUCGCUUCGAACAUUUUUUGUUACAUUAGUAUUACACGUUAACGUCCUUUUGCCGGGCACAAAUAAUGAAAACUGCCCUCCGUCUUUUGUUUACUGUUAAUUACUACAGAAUACGUAGCCCCUUGAAACAGUAUGUUUAUCAAAUGAAAAAUAUUUCCAAGCUCUAUCGAUUAUCCGAAAAAUCUGACUUUGACCUUUUGACCCAUUUUUUGCCCUUACGACCUUCUUCCAGGCACCCGACGAAAUAUACUCUCAAGGUCUAGCAAAUUUCAGCAGAUAUGUGUCCUAAUGUAAUUCUGGAAAAAGAAAAAUUUCCUUUGGGGAUAAUUUUGUUUGCAGGAUGAAGCUUCAAAUAUUGAGAAAUAAAUAAAAGUCUAUUAAAAAUGCUUCGGACUGCAGUGACCUCAAAUCUGGCAUAUGACCCAACCAUACGAAGCGAUUUCUAAUUAGUCACAAAGCUACAUUUGAGAUACAGGCCUUUGUAAAAAUGUCACACAUUUUUUAUCCACAUAUUGUCCAACUUCAAUGGAAUGUCGAAGUGUGUGAUAUUAUUACAUUGAAGAGCCAAGUUUACUCUUCUAAGUGUGGCCUACAUGUUGAAAUGAAUAAGUGAACAAAAAUGUCCUUAAACUCAGGUUUUGAGCUAAGCACCAGUGUGUUGUACAUUUUGUAUACAAAUAAAUCGUGACUAUUUAUUUUGACAAAAUAUUAUAUAUACAGGUAGUAUAGAAUAAUUUCAGGGUGUUUUUUUCCUAGGGUGUGUGUGCAAAUUGAAAUAAAUGACUGAAAAAGCAUUAAACAAUA